This is a messenger RNA of Gavialis gangeticus (Gharial), 1879 nucleotides long. RefSeq names its product PIN2/TERF1 interacting, telomerase inhibitor 1 (gene PINX1). The transcript has 7 exons. Gene Ontology annotation, cellular component: nucleolus. The record is from RefSeq and is a predicted model, not a curated record. NCBI's taxonomy places the organism in Eukaryota, Metazoa, Chordata, Crocodylia, Gavialidae. Gene Ontology annotation, biological process: regulation of ribosome biogenesis. Gene Ontology annotation, molecular function: nucleic acid binding; telomerase inhibitor activity. Bases 43 to 1173 code for a protein of 376 amino acids.
CCCCGCGAGAGGGAGGCCCCUUCCCAAGAUGGCGGUGCCGGCAUGUGCCGGCGACUUGCGCGCUGCGUGACAUGGAAGGCCCCCAGGAUGGCGAUGCUGGCGGAGCCCCGUAGAAAGCAGAAGUGGUCUGUGGAUCCCAGAAACAGCGCCUGGAGCAAAGAUGAUUCCAAAUUUGGUCAGAAGAUGCUGGAAAAGAUGGGAUGGUCUAAAGGAAAGGGUCUUGGGGCUCAGGAACAAGGAAGCACAGAACAUAUCAAGGUUCAAGUGAAAAACAACACACUUGGGUUGGGAGCUGCCAUCAGUUAUGAGGACAACUGGAUUGCUCAUCAGGAUGACUUCAACCAGCUUCUGGCUGAACUGAAUAGUUGCCACGGACAAGGUGAAACAGAGUCUUCAGCCAACGAACCAAAGAAAACGUUCAGUCUUGAGGAGAAAAGUAAAUCCUCCAGGAAACGCGUUCAUUAUAUGAAAUUUGCAAAAGGCAAGGAUCUCUCUUCCCGCAGCGAAGAGGACCUGUCCUGUAUUUUUGGGAAACGAAACAAGAGUUCAAAGACUCAGGAGGACACCUCCAGUGCUGAUUCACAGGAAGAGAACCAAAACGAAGACCCUGGGGCACCUGACCCAGUGGAUAAUACGGUGACCAGCACCCUCACAGUACAAGAAUAUUUUGCUCAGCGCAUGGCCAAACUGAAGAAUUCCCACAAUGGACCAGAGACCAAGGUAGCUGAUCCUCGCGCAGCUGCAGCUAAAGUCUCUGAGCUUUCAGAAGGACUGAAAACCAAACCCAAAAAGAAAAAGAGAAGCCACAAAGAGGUCGAGGUAGAAAAUAUAGUUGAUUACGAAGAAGCAGUGGUGAAACGCUCUAGACUAGAGGGACUGAAUGGAGAAAAACUGGACGUUUCAGACACUGAAAGCCAAAUGAAGAAGAAGAAAAAGAAAGCUAAGAAAAGAUGCCAAGACAGAGGCAAUAGUUGUAACGGAGAGCCUUGUGUGCUCCCAGGUGGAGGAGAGGCUUACACUGCAAUAUCUGACAGAGAGGAUACUGGGGUAAAAGACUCAGGGGCAAAACAGAAGAAACGGCAUAAGAAAAAACAGAAAAAGCAAAAAAAAGAGGCAGCUGAAUCUACUGAAGACCGAGCACAGGGGAAGAAAAAGAAGAAACGUUUAAGCUAACUUCAUGAGGACUUCUUAAGUGCAGAAUGAAUUGCAGAUGGAUGUGUUGAAUAGGAAGCCUUCUGUAAACAUGCUAGCCAGACCCCAAAACGUUAAAUCCUCCUGUCCACAUCAGUACUGAAUCCACGGGCUGUUUAAAUCGCAGCUCUUGCUAGCAGGGUGGAAAUGUAGCAUCCCUGGGCAGCAUGGCCCAUGUCACAAAGUGUUCUACACAGUGGGGCGGGUUAGGACCUCUCCAGCAUGGUUUUGUAAAAAUAGCGAGGCACUUGCCUAUUCUGGCAUUGCCAUCCAUUACGCCUCCACUCUUCUACCAAGAGCUAUGUAUUAGCACAAACAACUUGGACUCACUGCUCCACUGAAACCACUCCCCCGGUACUAGGGUCAGAUAAGAACAAGCCUGACUUGAGCUGUGAUGAGGGAGGGCCUUUAUGCAACUAAAUGCCUCCACGUUGCUAGCCAGUACCCCCUGCUGACUACACUCUUCCCAGCCUGGGAAAAAAUGGAAACCACUUGCAUUUUUUUUUUCCUUACCAUCCCCAUUUUCACUUAUACUUGCCAAGCUUUGCCUUCUGUGAGUCUGAGCAUGUGCCACGUAGCUGCAUGUAACCUUUUCAUUGAUUUCCUUUUAUAUCUAACAUAAAGUUUGCUUCCUCUUAAAAUACUUGGUCUAAUUAAAGGAUUAUACUUGUGUGUCAGUGCUGGAGAA